Messenger RNA from Anopheles nili, 1145 nucleotides. Its product is annotated as lysoplasmalogenase-like protein TMEM86A. The record is from RefSeq and is a predicted model, not a curated record. Gene Ontology annotation, cellular component: membrane. NCBI's taxonomy places the organism in Eukaryota, Metazoa, Arthropoda, Insecta, Diptera, Culicidae. The coding region runs from base 101 to 847 and encodes 248 amino acids. The transcript has 6 exons.
AGCGUGUAGAAUUCCACCACAAUCAGGAAAGUUAUUCGUCUUCAAGCAAAUCGAGCAAAAGUCCAGCAAUCAAUCGAAACGGCACGCGAUAACCACAAUCAUGCCGCAAGGCGAUAUCGGCAGGAAUGAGAAUUCUUUUAUAUCCAAGCUCAUCCCAUUCAUCACGACGGUAGUUCUCUACUUUUCGCUCAUUCAACACACCGAGCGUAGCAGCACGCCUUCGACGGUGUUGAAAUGUAUGCCAAUAUUCAGCCUACUGUUCUUCGUCGCUUUGACCGACAUGAGCAACUCCAAAGCGAAGCGAUAUCAGAGGCGCAUUUUGUAUGGACUGCUAUUUUCUUCGUUGGGUGAUUUUUUGCUGAAUUACGAGCUGUUUGAGGCCGGAAUGGGCGCUUUCGGAGUUGCUCAAAUAUUUUACAUCUUGGCGUUCGGUAUGAACCCGUUGAAAAUCUGGAUCGGUCUUGUCUUAUAUGCGUGUGGAUUUAUGGCAACCUCUCUUUUCUUCGGAAACCUUAACUCAGUGAUAAAGAUUUGUCUUCCAUUUUAUGCGGUGUUACUACUGACCAUGUGCUGGAGAUCGUUGGCCAGAAUUGAAAGUUCACGAAACCGGCUGCGAAUGCUGUGUGGUGUUAGCAGCGUGUUGUUUGUAAUAUCCGAUGGUAUUAUUGCGUUUGAUAAGUUCUUCGUACCAAUCCAAGCGGCACAGACAUAUAUUAUGGUUACAUACUAUCUCGCGCAAGUUGGAAUAACACUAAGUAUAAGCGAUGUACAAUUGAGCGAAACGUCGAGUAGCUCUAAAAUUUCGACGCAGUCCAACAACAAAAGCAUGAAAACUAAAUCUUCUUAGAUUCUGAGUUGAUUAUAAAAAAAUCGUCGUUAACAAAAAAUAGUGUUGUAGCAAAAGAAUACUGAAUCUGUGAUUCUGCAUCUUCCUAUGGAUUGGAAAAUUCUUCUAGAUAUCAGAAUAAUAUUUUUGUUCAGGAGAAAAUAAAUAGACUGGUUUUAAAUACGUUCAUAACAACCAAAAAAUGUGCUAAAUAGUUCAAACAAAGAACGUCUGUUGUUUAUUAUAUAACACUUUGUAUAUCAAAUAUCUGUGUGGUAUAUACAUUACAUUAUUUUGAAUAUGAAAAUAAAAUGAUUUA